Molecule: messenger RNA, 20120 nt
Organism: Coregonus sp. 'balchen'
Lineage: Eukaryota; Metazoa; Chordata; Actinopteri; Salmoniformes; Salmonidae
Source: the annotation of a GenBank genome assembly
ACCCAGAGGACCAAGAGUGUGGGUCAGGAGCCCCUGAGGAGGCAGGGGUCGUCGUCUGCAGGUCGCGCCCCCCAGCUCCUCUCCGCUCAGGCCAUCAAGCACAUCUGGGUACGCACCGCCCUCUUCGAGAAGGUCCUGGACAAGGUCGUACAGUACAUAGUGGAUAACUCCAGGUAAAAAAAUGGCAACUUCUGCAUUAACUCACACUGCACUGUAUGCAAAGCACUAUAGGUUAUCAAUGUCUGUUCCAGUCACGAUUUCAUUAUUUGUAAUUUAAUUAGCUUUCUCCCUGUUGCUUUUGUUCUGCACACUACAUUACUGCCUCUCUUGAAUUUUCAGACUCCCUAAUUUCAUUCCCUGUUUUGUCUUACAUUAGGCCUAAUGGAGUCAGUUGAGUGGUGUUUUCUCAUGUUGGACUCAAUGCUCUUUUGUUGUUUCUCUGUGUUGUGUGUGUUGUGUGUGUGGUGUGUGUGUGUGUGUGUGUGUGUGUGUGUGUGUGUGUGUUGUAUCUACAGUAAGUACUAUGAGAGGGAGGCUCUGAUGCAUGACUCAGUGUUUGGACCCAUCCUGGCAUUUCUACUGGGUAAGUUGCCCCUAAGAGCUGUUAUAAUGCUACAUUGGGUUGUUAUAACGUCCCUAUGGACUGUUAUAAUGCUACAUUGGGUUGUUAUAAUGUCCCUAUGGACUGUUAUAAUGCUACAUUGGGUUGUUAUAAUGUCCCUAUGGACUGUUAUAAUGCUACAUUGGGUUGUUAUAACGUCCCUAUGGACUGUUAUAAUGCUACAUUGGGUUGUUAUAAUGUUCCUACGGACUGUUAUAAUGCUACAUUGGGUUGUUAUAAUGUUCCUACGGACUGUUAUAAUGCUACAUUGGGUUGUUAUAACGUCCCUAUGGACUGUUAUAAUGCUACAUUGGGUUGUUAUAACGUCCCUACGGAAUGUUAUAAUGCUACAUUGGGUUGUUUAUCGUCUCUAUGGACUGUUAUAAAACAACAUUGGGUUGUUUAUCGUCCCUAUGGACUGUUAUAAUGCUACAUUGGGUUGUUAUAAUGUCCCUACGGACUGUUUUAAUGCUACAUUGGGUUGUUAUAACGUCCCUAUGGACUGUUAUAAUGCUACAUUGGGUUGUUAUAAUGUCCCUACGGACUGUUUUAAUGCUACAUUGGGUUGUUAUAACGUCCCUAUGGACUGUUAUAAUGCUACAUUGGGUUGUUAUAAUGUCCCUACGGACUGUUUUAAUGCUACAUUGGGUUGUUAUAACGUCCCUAUGGACUGUUAUAAUGCUACAUUGGGUUGUUUAUUGUCUCUACGGACUGUUAUAAUGCUACAUUGGGUUGUUAUAAUGUCCCUACGGACUGUUUUAAUGCUACAUUGGGUUGUUAUAACGUCCCUAUGGACUGUUAUAAUGCUACAUUGGGUUGUUGUAAUGUCCCUAUGGACUGUUAUAAUGCUACAUUGGGUUGUACUCCUGAGUGGCGCAGUGGUCUAAGGCACUGCAUCGCAGUGCUAACUGUGCCACUAGAUCCUGGUUCGAAUCCAGGUUCUGUCGCAGCCGGCCGCGACCGGGAGACUCAUGGGCGGCGCACAAUUGGCCCAGCGUCGUCCAGGGUAGGGGAGGGAAUGGCCGGCAGGGAUGUAGCUCAGUUGAUAGAGCAUGGCGUUUCAACACCAGGGUUGUGGGUUCGAUUCCCACGGGGGGCCAGUAUAAAAAAAAUAUGUAUUCACUAACUGUAAGUCGCUCUGGAUAAGAGCGUCUGCUAAAUGACUAAAAUGUAAAUGUAAAUGUUGUUAUAACGUCCCUAUGGACUGUUAUAAUGCUACAUUGGGUUGUUGUAAUGUCCCUAUGGACUGUUAUAAUGCUACAUUGGGUUGUUAUAAUGUCUCUACGGACUGUUAUAAUGCUACAUUGGGUUGUUAUAACGUCCCUAUGGACUGUUAUAAUGCUACAUUGGGUUGUUGUAAUGUCCCUAUGGACUGUUAUAAUGCUACAUUGGGUUGUUAUAAUGUCUCUACGGACUGUUAUAAUGCUACAUUGGGUUGUUAUAACAUCCCUAUGGACUGUUAUAAUGCUACAUUGGGUUGUUGUAAUGUCCCUAUGGACUGUUAUAAUGCUACAUUGGGUUGUUGUAAUGUCCCUAUGGACUGUUAUAAUGCUACAUUAGGUUGUUAUAACGUCCCUAUGGACAUCGGACUGUUAUAAUGCUACAUUGGGUUGUUAUAAUGUCCCUACGGACUGUUAUAAUGCUACAUACUGUAUAUACUCGUUUUGCAUAUAUUUACUCUCUCUCCCUCCCUCAUUCUCACCCUCUUUUACCCCCUCUUUCCCUCCCCCCCUCUCUCUCCCCCCUCCCUCCUACAGUGGGUCCCUGUGCUCUGGAGUACACUAAGCUGAAGACGUCCGACCACUUCUGGACGGACCCGUCAGCCAACGAGUUGGUCCAGCGUCACCGGAUCCACGGGGCCCACCGUGGUCAGGACGCUUCCCCCAGCAGGAGGCCCGCUCUGGGGGUGAGAGAGGCUGGGUCCCUGGGGGCCUGGGGAAUGCAUGGGGCACUUACUGGAGGAGUCGAUCAAUACAGUACAAUAAAUUCUUUAAGGAUUCAAUGAGCAGCAUUGGCAAUAUUAAUUUCCUUUAUAUUUAUUUAGACAGGAUAGUUCACUCAGUAACAAUUGUUUUCCAGGGAGUCCUGGGAGUAGUCUCUCAGAGGGCCCUAGACCCUUGUAGUCAGACAAUAGGGCUAAGUAACCACAGGGUUAUUGGUUCAAAUCCCCAAUGGGUAAAGGACCCAGUCAGUUUCAAUCAUGGUCACAUGGUUUGCGUCCCAAAUGGCACCAUAUACCCUAUAUAGUGCACAACUUUUGACCAUAGCCCAAAGGGUGCCAGUCACAUUCUGUUAAUGUGGGUCGCUCCUCUUUUCAGUUCGCAGCUGCUAGCAACUGGAACGAGAUGCAAAAACAGUCAAACUGGACUGUUUUAUCUCCAUCUCUACGUUCAAAGACUCAAUCAUGGACACUCUUACUGACGCGUGUGGCUGCUUCGCAUGAUGUGUUUUAGUCUCUACCAUUUUGUCCUUUGUGCCUAACAAUGUUUGUGCCAUGUUUGUGCUGCUACUAUGUUGUGUUGUUUUCAUGUUGUGUUGCUGUCAUGUUGUGUUGUUGUCAUGUAUUUUUGCUGCCACGUUGUGUUGUUAUCAAGUUGUGUUGCUACCAUGUUGUGUUGCUGUUGUGUUGCUGUCAAGUUGUGUUGCUGUCAUGUUGUGUUGUUGUCAGGUGUUGUUUUCAUGUUGUGUUACUGCCAUGUUGUCUUUUUAUGUGUUGUUGUUGUGUUGUGGUGCUGUCAUGUUGUGUUGUUGUCAUGAUGUGUUUCUGCCAGGUUGUGUUGUUGUCAUGUGUAGUUUUCAUGUUGUGUUGUUGUUGUGUUGUGUUGCUGUCAUGUUGUGUUGUUAUCAUGUUGUGUUGUUGUGUUGUGUUGUUGUAAUGUUGUGUUGCUGUCAUGUUGUGUUGUCAUGUGUUGCUGCCAUGUUGUGUUGUUGUCAUGUGUAGUUUUCAUGUUGUGUUGUUGUCAUGUUGUGUUGUGUUGCUGUCAUGUUGUGUUGUUAUCAUGUUGUGUUGCUGCCAUGUUGUGUUGUUGUAAUGUUGUGUUGCUGUCAUGUUGUGUUGUCAUGUGUUGCUGCCAUGUUGUGUUGUGGUGUUGUCAUAUUGUGUUGCUGCCAGGUUGUGGUGUUGUCAUUUUGUGUUGUCAAGUUGUGUUGCUGCCAUGUUGUGUUGUUCUUGUGUUGUAACGUUGUGUUGCUGCCAUGUUGUGUUAUGUGUUGCUGCCAUGUGGUGGUGUUGUUGUGUUGCUCUCAAGUUGUGUUGUUGUCAUGUUGUGUUUCUGUCAUGUUGUGUUGUUGUCAUGUGUUGUUUUCAUGUUGUGUUGCUGUCAUGUGUUGUCAUGUUCUGUUGUUGUUGUGUUGCUGACAGGUUGUGGUGUUGUCAUGUGUUGUUGUCAUGUUGUGUUGAUGUUGUGUUGUUGUCAUGUUGUGUUGUUGUCAUGUUGUGUUUCUGCAAUGUUGUGUUGUCAUGUGUUGCUGUUGUGUUGUUGUCAUGUUGUAUUGUCAUGUUGUGUUGUGGUGUUGUGGUGUUGUCAUAUUGUGUUGCUGCCAGGUGGUGGUGUUGUCAUUUUGUGUUGUCAAGUUGUGUUGCUGCCAUGUUGUGUUGUUUUUGUGUUGUUCUUCUGUUCUUCUGUUGUAACGUUGUGUUGCUGCCAUGUUGUGUUAUGUGUUGCUGUCAUGUGGUGGUGUUGUUUUGUUGCUGUCAAGUUGUGUUGUUGUCAUGUUGUGUUUCUGUCAUGUUGUGUUGUUGUCAUGUGUUGUUUUCAUGUUGUGUUGCUGCCAUGUUGUGUUAUGUGUUGUUGUCAUGUUGUGUUGCUGUCAUGUGUUGUCAUGUUCUGUUGUUGUUGUGUUGCUGACAGGUUGUGGUGUUGUCAUGUGUUGUUGUCAUGUUGUGUUGAUGUUGUGUUGUUGUCAUGUUGUGUUGUUGUCAUGUUGUGUUUCUGCAAUGUUGUGUUGUCAUGUGUUGCUGUUGUGUUGUUGUCAUGUUGUGUUGCUGUCAUGUUGUGUUGUUGUCAUGUUGUGUUGCUGUUGUGUUGUUCUGGAGGUGAAAGAAACACACAUCUGUUUAGGAGAGGUGCUGGCUAGCGGAGUAGAACACCUGUUUAGGAGAGGUGCUGGCUAGCAGAGUAGAACACCUGUUUAGGAGAGGUGCUGGCUAGCAGAGUAGAACACCUGUUUAGGAGAGGUGCUGGCUAGCAGAGUAGAACACCUGUUUAGGAGAGGUGCUGGCUAGCAGAGUAGAACACCUGUUUAGGAGAGGUGCUGGGUAGCAGAGUAGAACACCUGUUUAGGAGAGGUGCUGGCUAGCAGAGUAGAACACCUGUUUAGGAGAGGUGCUGGCUAGCGGAGUAGAACACCUGUUUAGGAGAGGUGCUGGCUAGCAGAGUAGAACACCUGUUUAGGAGAGGUGCUGGGUAGCAGAGUAGAACACCUGUUUAGGAGAGGUGCUGGCUAACAGAGUAGAACACCUGUUUAGGAGAGGUGCUGGCUAGCAGAGUAGAACACCUGUUUAGGAGAGGUGCUGGCUAGCAGAGUAGAACACCUGUUUAGGAGAGGUGCUGGGUAGCAGAGUAGAACACCUGUUUAGGAGAGGUGCUGGCUAACAGAGUAGAAACACCUGUUUAGGAGAGGUGCUGGCUAGCAGAGUAGAACACCUAUUUAGGAGAGGUGCUGGGUAGCAGAGUAGAACACCUGUUUAGGAGAGGUGCUGGCUAGCAGAGUAGAACACCUGUUUAGGAGAGGUGCUGGCUAGCAGAGUAGAACACCUGUUUAGGAGAGGUGCUGGGUAGCAGAGUAGAACACCUGUUUAGGAGAGGUGCUGGCUAGCAGAGUAGAACACCUGUUUAGGAGAGGUGCUGGCUAACAGAGUAGAACACCUGUUUAGGAGAGGUGCUGGGUAGCAGAGUAGAACACCUGUUUAGGCGAGGUGCUGGCUAGCGGAGUAGAACACCUGUUUAGGAGAGGUGCUGGCUAGCGGAGUAGAACACCUGUUUAGGAGAGGUGCUGGCCAGCAGAGUAGAACACCUGUUUAGGAGAGGUGCUGGCUAGCAGAGUAGAACACCUGUUUAGGAGAGGUGCUGGCUAGCAGAGUAGAACACCUGUUUAGGAGAGGUGCUGGCUAGCAGAGUAGAACACCUGUUUAGGAGAGGUGCUGGCUAGCAGAGUAGAACACCUGUUUAGGAGAGGUGCUGGCUAACAGAGGAGAACACCUGUUUAGGAGAGGUGCUGGCUAGCAGAGUAGAACACCUGUUUAGGAGAGGUGCUGGGUAGCAGAGUAGAACACCUGUUUAGGAGAGGUGCUGGCUAGCGGAGUAGAACACCUGUUUAGGAGAGGUGCUGGCUAGCAGAGUAGAACACCUGUUUAGGAGAGGUGCUGGGUAGCAGAGUAGAACACCUGUUUAGGAGAGGUGCUGGCUAACAGAGUAGAACACCUGUUUAGGAGAGGUGCUGGCUAACAGAGUAGAACACCUGUUUAGGAGAGGUGCUGGCUAGCAGAGUAGAACACCUGUUUAGGAGAGGUGCUGGCUAACAGAGUAGAACACCUGUUUAGGAGAGGUGCUGGCUAACAGAGUAGAACACCUGUUUAGGAGAGGUGCUGGCUAGCAGAGUAGAACACCUGUUUAGGAGAGGUGCUGGCUAGCGGAGUAGAACACCUGUUUAGGAGAGGUGCUGGCUAGCAGAGUAGAACACCUGUUUAGGAGAGGUGCUGGCCAGCAGAGUAGAACACUUGAAAAAUAAAAGGAGAGUCUCACUCUAGGAGCUCAGAUGCAAUAAUUUAAUAACCUAAUAACCAACGUUUGGACAGACAAGCUGUCUUCAUCAGGGUAUAAUGACAAACACUGCGGGUCACUAGUUUAUAUAGGGUCCGAAAGCACUUUACCGAUACUGUCAUCGGAUCUUAGAAUGUGCCAAUGUUUGUGAACGAUUCCCUUCAUUUGUUCAGAGCACUUUGAAUAGUAAGGUAGUAAGAACACAAUAAUGCUUCUUUUUGAGAGACUGUCCUUGAAAGAGAUCAUGUCUCGAUUUAUUUCUGAUUUUCUCAAUGGCAGUAUUAAUCUGACCAUUUUUGUACCCCCUGUCCUUGAAUUUUAUUUGCUUUGUCAGCCAUAUUUCUAUCGAAAUCAGAUUUUUUUUUUGUGCAAAUUCUUUUAAUUUGACAGAAUUGGCUGUAGGGCAAACUGUUUUUCAAGGGAAGCAGGUGACAGCUAUCAGGUGACGGCUAUCAGGUGACAGCUAUCAGGUGACAGCUUUCAGGUGACAGCUAUCAGGUGACGGCUAUCAGGUGACAGCUAUCAGGUGACAGCUAUCAGGUGACGGCUAUCAGGUGACAGCUAUCAGGUGACAGCUAUCAGGUGACAGCUAUCAGGUGACAGCUAUCAGGUGACAGCUAUCAGGUGACAGCUAUCAGUAGGUUUCCUGUAAAGAUCAGUGUAUAGGAAAGCUAUUUGCUUCUCUGGCACCCCAAUGGUGGAACAAGCUCCCCCACGACGCCAGGACAGCGGAGUCACUGACCACCUUCCGGAGACACUUGAAACCCUACCUCUUUAAGGAAUACCUGGAAUAGUAUAACAGUAAUCCUUCUACCCCCCCCCCCCCACCCCCCACCCCCCACGCUGCUGCCACUGGCUAUCAUAAGUUGAAUGCACCAAUUUGUAAGUCGCUCUGGAUAAGAGCGUCUGCUAAAUGAUGUAAAUGUAACUGUAUAGAACAUUAUCCUCACACAAAAUCAGAAGAUCAAUGGUUAAAUAAAUAAAAUACAAAUUUGGGGGACAAUCAGUCAGGAUCUGAGUCACGUCCUUACACACACAAUACUGAAUAAUGUAGACCUUUCUCAUGGCCUGUUUCCCAGAUCCGGAAGAGGCAGUCCAGCGUCAGCAUGUCCGAGGAUAAGUUUGCGGCGUCUGCUCGGGAAUACGUGGAAUCUCUUCACCAGAACUCCCGUACUCACCUGCUCUACGGCAAAAACAACGUCCUGGUCCAACCGGUAAGAGUACACAGAGUUUUAAUACUGUGACAUGUAGUAGUGUGACACUCUGGCUCUAGGACUUGUGUAUGUGAGCUAGAGUGUAUGUUGUUUUGUUGGGGUUUGGGUGUAUUUUUAUGUUUGCAUGUCUGUCACGUUUAUUUCUAGGUGGGGAGUUCUGUUGUGUAUAUUUCUAGGUUGUUGUAUGUUGUCGUCAAUGACUCCCAAUCGGAGGUAACGAGUGUCAGCUGUCGGCUCGUUAUCUCUGAUUGGGAGCCAUAUUUAAACUGUGUGUUUUCACCUUGUGUUUGUGGGUUUUUGUUUCCUUGUUUCCAUUGUUUCCGUGUCAGUCGGUGUUUGUUGGACUUCACGAUUCGUCUUUUGUUUUGUAGUUACGUGCUUCUUUAUUAAAAAUCAUGUUCACUCGCAACGCUGCGCUUUGGUCCGCUUCCUCAUUAGUAGACGAUCGUGACAGAAAAACCCACCAUCAAAGGACCAAGCAGCGUGUCCAGGAGCCGAGGGUCUGGACAUGGGAAGAGUUAUUGGACGGAAAGGGUCCUUGGGCACAACCGGGAGAAUAUCGCCUCCCUCGUGAAGAGCUGGAGGCAGCCAAAGCCGAGAGGAGGUGGUACGAGGAGGCAGCGCGAAGGCGAGGCUGGAAGCCCGUGGAAGAGAGGCAACCCCAAUAAAUUUUUGGGGGGGGGCACAUGGCUUGGGCGGCUGGGCAGCAGGAGGCUGCCACAGGGAGAAAAGGAGAGAAGGCUAACGGAGUACGGGAGCCAUUGGCGAGUAGAAGGAGGGAAGUGUGUGUGGCACGGCGUGAAGGACUGAUGUGUGUUGCCAGUCCGGUCCGGCCCGUUCCUGAUCCUCGGUUGAGGCCAGUGGUGUGUGUUCCCGGUACGGACCGGCCUGUUCCUACUCCAAGCACCAGGUCCACGGUGUGCUACGCCAGCCCGACCCGGCCUGUUCCGGCCACUCGCACCAGGGAUGCGGUGCGCGUCGCCAGCCUGGUCCGGCCUAUUCCGGCCACUCGCACCAGGGAUACGGUGCGCGUCGCCAGCUCAGCCCGGCCUGUUCCUACUCCACGCACCAGGGAUACGGUGCGCUUCGCCAGCCCGGCCCGGCCUGUUCCGGCCACUCGCACCAGGGAUACGGUGCGCGUCGCCAGCCCAGCCCGGCCUGUUCCUACUCCACGCACCAGGGAGACGGUGCGCUUCGCCAGCCCGGCCCGGCCUGUUCCGGCCACUCGCACCAGGGAUACGGUGCGCGUCGCCAGCCCAGCCCGGCCUGUUCCUGCUCUCCCGCACUAGGCGUGAGGUGAGUCCCCAGGGUCCAGCAUGCCCUGUUCCGGCUCCCCGCACUAGGCGUUAUGGGAGUCCCCAGGGUCCAGCAUGCCCUGUUCCGACUCCCCGCACUAGCCCUGAGAUGCGUGUCCUCAGCCCGGUACCUCCAGUUCCGGCACCACGCAUCAGGCCUACGGUGCGUCCCCAGGGUCCAGCAUGCCCUGUUGCUUCUCCCCGCACUAGCCCUGAGAUGCGUGUCCUCAGCCCGGUACCUCCUGUUCCGGCACCACGCACCAGGCCUACGAUGCGCCUCAGACGGCCAGAGUCUGCCGUCUGCCCAACGGGGCCUGAACUGCCCGUCUGCCCAAAGCCUGCAAAGCCGCCCGUCUGCCAUGAGCCAUCAGAGCCGUCCGCCAGACCGGAGCCGCUAGAGCCUUCCGCCAGACAGGAUCAGCCAGAGCCUUCCGCCAGACAGGAUCAGCCAGAGCCUUCUGCCAGACAGGAUCAGCCAGAGCCUUCUGCCAGACAGGAUCAGCCAGAGCCUUCCGCCAGACAGGAUCAGCCAGAUCCGUCAGUCGGCCAUGAGCAGCCAGAUCCGUCAGCCAGCCAUGAGCAGCCAGAUCCGUCAGCCAGCCAUGAGCAGCCAGAUCCGUCAGCCAGCCAUGAGCAGCCAGAUCCGUCAGCCAGCCAUGAGCAGCCAGAUCCGUCAGCCAGCCAUGAGCAGCCAGAUCCGUCAGCCAGCCAUGAGCAGCCAGAUCCGUCAGCCAGCCAUGAGCCGUCCAGCCAGGAUCCGCCAGAGCCGUCCAGCCCAGGAUCCGCCAGAGCCGUCCAGCCGGGAUCCGCCAGAGCCGUCCAGCCGGGAUCCGCCAGAGCCGUCCAGCCGGGAUCCGCCAGAGCCGUCCAGCCAGGAUCCGCCAGCCAGCCAGGAUCCGCCAGAGCCAGCCAGCCAGGAUCCGCCAUUUAGUCAGGUGCUGCCCCUUAGCUCGGUGUUGCUCCUUAUCCUGGUGCUGUCCCUUAUCCUGGUGCUGUCCCUUAGCCUGGGUACUGCCCCUUAGUCCGGUACUGCCCCUUAGUCCGGUUACUGCCCCGUAGCCUGGUGCUGUCCUUAUCCUGGUGCUGUCCCUUAGCCUGGUACUGCCCCUUAGUCCGGUUACUGCCCCUUAGUCCGGUUACUUGCCCCGUAGUCCGGGUGCUGCCCCUUAGUCCGGUGCCGCCCCUUAACCCAGUGGGGUGUAGUUGGGGGGGUGGUAAUGUGUAGGAGGCUACUUAAGCAGGUUGUGACUGUGGUGGGGUGGGGAUCACGACCGGGGCCAGAACCGCCACCGUGGACAGACGCCCACCCAGACCCUCCCCUAGACUGUGGGCUGGUGCGCCCGGAGUUCGCACCUUUAGGGGGGGGUACUGUGACACUCUGGCUCUAGGACUUGUGUAUGUGAGCUAGAGUGUAUGUUGUUUUGUUGGGGUUUGGGUGUAUUUUUAUGUUUGCAUGUCUGUCACGUUUAUUUCUAGGUGGGGAGUUCUGUUGUGUAUAUUUCUAGGUUGUUGUAUGUUGUCGUCAAUGACUCCCAAUCGGAGGUAACGAGUGUCAGCUGUCGGCUCGUUAUCUCUGAUUGGGAGCCAUAUUUAAACUGUGUGUUUUCACCUUGUGUUUGUGGGUUUUUGUUUCCUUGUUUCCGUGUCAGUCGGUGUUUGUUGGACUUCACGAUUCGUCUUUUGUUUUGUAGUUACGUGCUUCUUUAUUAAAAAUCAUGUUCACUCGCAACGCUGCGCUUUGGUCCGCUUCCUCAUUAGUAGACGAUCGUGACAAGUAGUAUUAUUGUAGUACUGUAGAAAUAUUAUAGUACAGCCAAGAAGAGGAUCAGCCACCUCUCUGAGCCGGCUUCUUCGCUAGGUUUCUUCCUCCUAGGUUCCUGCCUUCUAGCGAGUGUUUCCUGGCCACUGUGUAUUUGCUUCUGCUUUGCUUGCUGUUUGGGGUUUUAGGCUGGGUAUCUGUAAAGCACUUUGUGACAUCUGCUGAUGUAAAAAGGGCUUUUAUAAAAUACAUUUGAUUGAUUGAUUAAUUGAACUCAGGGAUGGUCAAUAAGGCUUUGGGGUAGUUAGUAAAUACACCCUGAGAAAGUUGCUCCUAUAUGAUCCAGUCUGUUUGUCUCCUCCCUAUAUGAUCCAGUCUGUUUGUCUCCUCCCUAUAUGAUCCAGUCUGUUUGUCUCCUCCCUAUAUGAUCCAGUCUGUUUGUCUGCUUCCUAUAUGAUCCAGUCUGUUUGUCUCCUCCCUAUAUGAUCCAGUCUGUUUGUCUGCUUCCUAUAUGAUCCAGUCUGUUUGUCUCCUCCCUAUAUGAUCCAGUCUGUUUGUCUGCUUCCUAUAUGAUCCAGUCUGUUUGUCUCCUCCCUAUAUGAUCCAGUCUGUUUGUCUCCUCCCUAUAUGAUCCAGUCUGUUUGUCUCCUCCCUAUAUGAUCCAGUCUGUUUGUCUCCUCCCUAUAUGAUCCAGUCUGUUUGUCUCCUCCCUAUAUGAUCCAGUCUGUUUGUCUCCUCCCUAUAUGAUCCAGUCUGUUUGUCUCCCCCCUUAUAUGAUCCAGUCUGUUUGUCUCCUCCCUAUAUGAUCCAGUCUGUUUGUCUCCUCCCUAUAUGAUCCAGUCUGUUUGUCUCCUCCCUAUAUGAUCCAGUCUGUUUGUCUGCUUCCUAUAUGAUCCAGUCUGUUUGUCUGCUUCCUAUAUGAUCCAGUCUGUUUGUCUGCUUCCUAUAUGAUCCAGUCUGUUUGUCUCCUCCUUAUAUGAUCCAGUCUGUUUGUCUGCUUCCUAUAUGAUCCAGUCUGUUUGUCUGCUACCUAUAUGAUCCAGUCUGUUUGUCUCCUCCCUAUAUGAUCCAGUCUGUUUGUCUCCUCACUAUAUGAUCCAGUCUGUUUGUCUCCUCCCUAUAUGAUCCAGUCUGUUUGUCUGCUUCCUAUAUGAUCCAGUCUGUUUGUCUCCUCCCUAUAUGAUCCAGUCUGUUUGUCUGCUUCCUAUAUGAUCCAGUCUGUUUGUCUCCUCCCUAUAUGAUCCAGUCUGUUUGUCUCCUCCCUAUAUGAUCCAGUCUGUUUGUCUCCUCCCUAUAUGAUCCAGUCUGUUUGUCUGCUUCCUAUAUGAUCCAGUCUGUUUUUUCUCCUCCCUAUAUGAUCCAGUCUGUUUGUCUCCUCCCUAUAUGAUCCAGUCUGUUUGUCUCCUCCCUAUAUGAUCCAGUCUGUUUGUCUCCUCCCUAUAUGAUCCAGUCUGUUUGUCUCCUCCCUAUAUGAUCCAGUCUGUUUGUCUGCUUCCUAUAUGAUCCAGUCUGUUUGUCUCCUCCCUAUAUGAUCCAGUCUGUUUGUCUCCUCCCUAUAUGAUCCAGUCUGUUUGUCUGCUCCCUAUAUGAUCCAGUCUGUUUGUCUGCUCCCUAUAUGAUCCAGUCUGUUUGUCUGCUCCCUAUAUGAUCCAGUCUGUUUGUCUCCUCCCUAUAUGAUCCAGUCUGUUUGUCUCCCUCCCUAUAUGAUCCAGUCUGUUUGUCUCCUCCCUAUAUGAUCCAGUCUGUUUGUCUCCUCCCUAUAUGAUCCAGUCUGUUUGUCUCCUCCCUAUAUGAUCCAGUCUGUUUGUCUCCUCCCUAUAUGAUCCAGUCUGUUUGUCUGCUUCCUAUAUGAUCCAGUCUGUUUGUCUCCUCCCUAUAUGAUCCAGUCUGUUUGUCUCCUCCCUAUAUGAUCCAGUCUGUUUGUCUCCUCCCUAUAUGAUCCAGUCUGUUUGUCUGCUACCUAUAUGAUCCAGUCUGUUUGUCUCCUCCCUAUAUGAUCCAGUCUGUUUGUCUCCUCCCUAUAUGAUCCAGUCUGUUUGUCUCCUCCCUAUAUGAUCCAGUCUGUUUGUCUCCUCCCUAUAUGAUCCAGUCUGUUUUGUCUCCUCCCUAUAUGAUCCAGUCUGUUUGUCUCCUCCCUAUAUGAUCCAGUCUGUUUGUCUGCUUCCUAUAUGAUCCAGUCUGUUUGUCUCCUCCCUAUAUGAUCCAGUCUGUUUGUCUCCUCCCUAUAUGAUCCAGUCUGUUUGUCUCCUCCCUAUAUGAUCCAGUCUGUUUGUCUGCUUCCUAUAUGAUCCAGUCUGUUUGUCUCCUCCCUAUAUGAUCCAGUCUGUUUGUCUCCUCCCUAUAUGAUCCAGUCUGUUUGUCUCCUCCCUAUAUGAUCCAGUCUGUUUGUCUCCUCCCUAUAUGAUCCAGUCUGUUUGUCUGCUUCCUAUAUGAUCCAGUCUGUUUGUCUAGAUCAUAUAGGGAGCAGACUAACAGACUGGAUCAGUGUCCUUGUGUGAUCUCGCUCUCCGUAGCAGAUGUGAGUAAGACCUUUAAACAGGUUAACAUUCACAAGGCCGCAGGGCCAGACAGAUUACCAGGACGCGUACUCAGAGCAUGCGCUGACCAGCUGGCCAGUGUCUUCACUGACAUUUUCAACCUCUCCCUGACCCACGUUUCGAACAGACCACCAUAGUCCCUGUGCCCAAGAACGCCAAGGUAAACUGUCUAAAUGACUAUUUCCCUGUAGCACACUCGUCUGUAGCCAUGAAAUGCUUUGAAAGGCUGGUCAUGGCUCACAUCAACACCAUCAUCCCAGACACCCUGGACCCACUCCAAUUAGCAUACCGCCCCAACAGAUCCACAGAUGACGCAAUCUCUAUUGCACGCCACACUGCCCCUUCCCACCUGGACAAGAGGAACACCUAUGUGAGAAUGCUGUUCAUUGACUAAAGCUCAGUGUUAAACACCAUAGUGCCCUCCAAGCUCAUCACUAAGCUAAGGAACCAGGGACUGAACACCUCCCUCUGCAUCUGGAUCCUGGACUUCCUGACGGGUCACCCACAGGUGGUGAGGGUAGGCAACAAGACAUCUGCCACACUGACCCUCAAACGGGGGCCCCUCAGGGGUACGUGCUUAGUCCCCUCCUGUACUCCCUGUUCACCCACGACUGCGUGGCUGCGCACGACUCCAACACCAUCAUUAAGUUUGCUGUUGACAUGACGGUGGUAGGACUGAUCACCCACGACGAUGAGACAGCCUAUAGGGAGGAGGUCAGUGACCUGGCAGUGUGGUGCCAUGACAACAACUUCUCCCUCAACGUCAGCAAGACAAAGGAGCUGAUCGUGGACUACAGGAAACAGAGGGCCGAGCACGGCCCCAUCCACAUCGACGGGGCUGUAGUGGAGUGGGUCGAGAGCUUCAAGUUCCUCGGUGUCCACAUCACUACGGAAUUAACAUGGUCCACACACACCAACACAGUCGUGAAGAAGGCACGAAAAUGCCUCUUCCCCCUCAGGAGGCUGAAAAGAUUUGUCAUGGGCCCUCAGAUCCUCAAAACGUUCUACAGCUGCACCAUUGAGAGCAUCUUGACUGGCUGCAUCACCGCUUGGUACGGGAACUGCUUGGCAUCCGACCGCAAGGUGCUACAGAGGGUAGUGUGUACGGCCCAGUACAUCACUGGGGCCGAGCUCCCUGCCAUCCAGGACCUCUAUACCAGGCGGUGUCAGAGGAAGGCCCGGAAAAUUGUCAAUACUUUUCAAUACUCUAGCACCCUCCCCUGUUUGCAAUACCCCAGCACCCUCCCCUGUUUUCAAUACUCCAGCACCCUCCCCUGUUUUCAAUACUCCAGCACCCUCCCCUGUUUUCAAUACUCCAGCACCCUCCCCUGUUUUCAAUACUCCAGCACCCUCCCCUGUUUCCAAUACUCCAGCACCCUCCCCUGUUUUCAAUAGUCCAGCACCCUCCCCUGUUUCCAAUACUCCAGCACCCUCCCCCUGUUUCCAAUACUCCAGCACCCUCCCCCUGUUUCCAAUAGUCCAGCACCCUCCCCUGUUUUCAAUACUCCAGCACCCUCCCCUUGUGAGGAUAACGACACUGAGCCUUUUUCUAAAAUGUUUUAUGACAUUGGAGAACACAUUGGGAGGGAUCUUAGAUCAUUCCUCCAUACAGAAUCUUUCCAGAUCCUUGAUACCCUUCGUCUGCUCUUAUGGACUGCCCACUUCAAUUCAAACCACAGGUUUUCAAUAGGGUUCAAGUCCGGAGACUGAGAUGGCCAUUGCAAAAUGUUGAUUUUGUGGUCAAUUAACCAUUUCUUUGUGGAUUUUGAUAUGUGCUUGGGGUUAGUGUCUUGCUGAAAGAUCUACAAGUGUCAGCCUCCUGGCAGAGGAAACCAGGUGUUGGGCUAAAAUGUCCUGGUACUGGGUAAAGUUCAUGAUGCUGUUGACCUUAACAAGGGCCCCAGGACCAGUGGAAGCUAAAUAGCCCCGUAACAUCACAGAUCCACCACUAUAUUUUACAGUAGGUACAAGGUAACCUUUCUGCAUAUGCUUCUGUUUUUCAACACCAAACCCACCACUGGUGUGCACGGCCAAAUAACUUUUAUUUUCAUGAGACCGUUGAUAAAUGGCACUUGGAUUGGAACCGGUGUUAUGGUCAGAUGACAUAGAAAUAAAGGUCUUUGCCCCCCCCCCCCUUCCAUAUAGAAGAAAGAAAUGGAGGUGUUGCGGGGGUACCUGUCCCUUCACCAGGCAGGGGACAACCUCACCCUGAAGUGGACCCCUAACCAGCUCAUCAACGGCACCCUGGGGGACUGUGACCUGGAGAAGAGGUAGGUACAGCCCUGCGGGACAUAGGCAUGAAAUUGUAUUUUAUUUAUUUAUUUUAUUUUUUAUUUUACCUUUAUUUAACUAGGCAAGUCAGUUAAGAACUAAUUCUUAUUUACAAUGACUGCCUACACCGGCCAAACCCGGACGACGCUGGGCCAAUUGUGCGCCGCCCUAUGGGACUCCCAAUCACGGCCGGUUGUGAUACAGCCUGGAAUCGAACCAGGGGGUCUGUAGUGACGCCUCAAGCACUGAGAUGCAGUGCCUUAGACCGCUGCGCCACUCGGUCUGUAGUGACGCCUCAAGCACUGAGAUGCAGUGCCUUAGACCGCUGCGCCACUCGGUCUGUAGUGACGCCUCAAGCACUGAGAUGCAGUGCCUUAGAACGCUGCGCCACUCGUCUCCUCCCUCCCUGUAUAUAGAAACAUAUUGUGAUGGAGACCCUCCUAUUUGACCCACUGAAGACCUUUCCCGGUCAGAGAGUUAAGGCAACCUCACAGAGAGUUACCACACAGAGAGUUACCUCACAGAGAGUUACCACACAGAGAGUUACCUCACAGAGAGUUACCACACAGAGAGUUACCUCACAGAGGGUUACCUCACAGAGAGUUACCUCACAGAGAGUUACCACACAGAGAGUUACCUCACAGAGAGUUACCACACAGAGUUACCUCACAGAGAGUUACCUCACAGAGAGUUACCUCACAGAGAGUUACCUCACAGAGAGUUACCACACAGAGAGUUACCUCACAGAGAGUUACCACACAGAGAGUUACCACACAGAGAGUUACCUCACAGAGAGUUACCUCACAGAGAGUUACCACACAGAGAGUUACCACACAGAGAGUUACCUCACAGAGAGUUACCUCACAGAGAGUUACCUCACAGAGAGUUGCCACACAGAGAGUUACCACACAGAGAGUUACCACACAGAGUUACCUCACAGAGAGUUACCACACAGAGAGUUACCUCACAGAGAGUUACCUCACAGAGAGUUACUUUCACAGAGAGUUACCACACAGAGAGUUACCACACAGAGAGUUACCACACAGAGAGUUACCACACAGAGAGUUACCACACAGAGAGUUACCACACAGAGAGUUACCUCACAGAGAGUUACCACACAGAGAGUUACCUCACAGAGAGUUACCACACAGAGAGGUACCACACAGAGAGGUACCACACAGAGAGUUACCUCACAGAGAGUUACCUCACAGAGAGUUACCACACAGAGAGUUACCUCACAGAGAGUUACCUCACAGAGAGUUACCACACAGAGAGUUACUACACAGAGAGUUACCACACAGAGAGUUACCACACAGAGAGUUACCACACAGAGUUACCACACAGAGAGUUACCACACAGAGUUACCUCACAGAGAGUUACCACACAGAGAGUCACCACACAGAGUUACCUCACAGAGAGUUACCUCACAGAGAGUUACCUCACAGAGAGUUACCACACAGAGAGUUACCUCACAGAGUUACCUCACAGAGAGUUACCUCACAGAGAGUUACCACACAGAGAGUUACCACACAGAGAGUUACCACACACAGGGGGCGCUAUUGCCAAGCAGGAGUAAUGAUCCUGGAAAUGGUACAGAGAAAGAGAGAGAGUGCAAUAAAUACAACAUGACAACUAUACAUCUAUAUAUAUAUAUAUAUAUAGAGGAAUGUAAUGUAAUGGUAUAUUAUAAAUAUAUAUAGAGAGAAUGAUGAAUAGAACAAAGGACUGUAUAAAUAUUAACAUACAGUGGGGGAAAAAAGUAUUUAGUCAGCCACCAAUUGUGCAAGUUCUCCCACUUAAAAAGAUGAGAGGCCUGUAAUUUUCAUCAUAGGUACACGUCAACUAUGACAGACAAAAUGAGAAAAAAAAUCCAGAAAAUCACAUUGUAGGAUUUUUAAUGAAUUUAUUUGCAAAUUAUGGUGGAAAAUAAGUAUUUGGUCACCUACAAACAAGCAAGAUUUCUGGCUCUCACAGACCUGUAACUUCUUCUUUAAGAGGCUCCUCUGUCCUCCACUCGUUACCUGUAUUAAUGGCACCUGUUUGAACUUGUUAUCAGUAUAAAAGACACCUGUCUACAACCUCAAACAGUCACACUCCAAACUCCACUAUGGCCAAGACCAAAGAGCUGUCAAAGGACACCAGAAACAAAAUUGAAGACCUGCACCAGGCUGGGAAGACUGAAUCUGCAAUAGGUAAGCAGCUUGGUUUGAAGAAAUCAACUGUGGGAGCAAUUAUUAGGAAAUGGAAGACAUACAAGACCACUGAUAAUCUCCCUCGAUCUGGGGCUCCACGCAAGAUCUCACCCCGUGGGGUCAAAAUGAUCACAAGAACGGUGAGCAAAAAUCCCAGAACCACACGGGGGGACCUAGUGAAUGACCUGCAGAGAGCUGGGACCAAAGUAACAAAGCCUACCAUCAGUAACACACUACGCCGCCAGGGACUCAAAUCCUGCAGUGCCAGACGUGUCCCCCUGCUUAAGCCAGUACAUGUCCAGGCCCGUCUGAAGUUUGCUAGAGUGCAUUUGGAUGAUCCAGAAGAGGAUUUGGAGAAUGUCAUAUGGUCAGAUGAAACCAAAAUAGAACUUUUUGGUAAAAACUCAACUCGUCGUGUUUGGAGGACAAAGAAUGCUGAGUUGCAUCCAAAGAACACCAUACCUACUGUGAAGCAUGGGGGUGGAAACAUCAUGCUUUGGGGCUGUUUUUUCUGCAAAGGGACCAGGACGACUGAUCCGUGUAAAGGAAAGAAUGAAUGGGGCCAUGUAUCGUGAGAUUUUGUGUGAAAACCUCCUUCCAUCAGCAAGGGCAUUGAAGAUGAAACGUGGCUGGGUCUUUCAGCAUGACAAUGAUCCCAAACACACCGCCCGGGCAACGAAGGAGUGGCUUCGUAAGAAGCAUUUCAAGGUCCCGGAGUGGCCUAGCCAGUCUCCAGAUCUCAACCCCAUAGAAAAUCUUUGGAGGGAGUUGAAAGUCUGUGUUGCCCAGCGACAGCCCCAAAACAUCACUGCUCUAGAGGAGAUCUGCAUGGAGGAAUGGGCCAAAAUACCAGCAACAGUGUGUGAAAACCUUGUGAAGACUUACAGAAAAUGUUUGACCUGUGUCAUUGCCAACAAAGUAUUGAGAAACUUUUGUUAUUGACCAAAUACUUAUUUUCCACCAUAAUUUGCAAAUAAAUUCAUUAAAAAUCCUACAAUGUGAUUUUCUGGAUAUUUUUUUCUCAUUUUGUCUGUCAUAGUUGACGUGUACCUAUGAUGAAAACAGGCCUCUCUCAUCUUUUUAAGUGGGAGAACUUGCACAAUUGGUGGCUGACUAAAUAAUUUUUUUCCCCCACUGUAUGCUUGCUGUAUGUACAUCAUUGUGUAUAACCUGUCACCCCCUCAACCCCCUAAUCGCCCAACACCCCACCAUUACACCCUGGAUGUAGCUCUCACCCAUGUCGAAAUGUAUUGGUUGAAUAGUUGGCCUUUUCAUAAAAUGGCACAAUAAUUUAAUUCGCUCACUUUUCUCUCUCGGUCUCUCUCUCACUCGGUCUCUCUCUCUCUCUCUCUCUCUCUCUCUCCGCUCUCUUCUGUCUGUCUGUCUGUCCUGUCCUGUCCUGUUCUGUCUCUCUCUCUGUUAUCUGUCUCUGUCUCUCUCUGUCUCUGUCUCUCUCUCCAUCUCUCUCUCUAUCUCUCUCUCUCUCUCUCUCUCUCUCUCUCUCUCUCUCUCUCUCUCUCCUCUCUCUCUCUCUCUCUCUCUCUCUCUCUCUCUCUCUCUCUCUCUCUCUGUCUCUCUCUGUCUCUCUCUGUCUCUCUCUCUCUCUCUCUCUCUCUCUCUCUCUCUCUCUCUCUCUCUCUCUCGCUCUCUCUGUUUUCUCUCUGUCUCUCUCAGUAUUUAUUGGGACUAUGCGUUGACCGUGCCUUUACGAGAGAUCGUGUGCAUUCACUGUCACCAGCAACGUGAGUCUCCACACACACACACACACACACACACCACACACACACACACACACACACACACACACACACACACGUAUGCGCACACACACACACACACACACACACACAUUCCUAACACGCUAUUACAGUCUACCUCAUUAUUUCCCAUCAACCCCAGUGUUACGGAGAAACUGGAAGCCUUUCCCUUCUUCUCCAGGGAUCCAUUCCACCAUGACACCUGGGUUGUCAUAGGAGGGGUCUCCAAUGGCAACCUAUCACCUAUAUAGUGGUUCUACUUUUGAGCAGGAAUAGGGAAUAUGGUGCUAUUUGGGAUACAGCCAUAGGAGGGCUGUGUGCUUUAUGACCGUGUCCCAUUAAGCUAUCAAUCAGGUGUUUUGAUGAAGUGUUCAUUUCCUGGUUGCGGUUAUUAAGUCGAGGAGGGUUUUAACAGGUCUGGGUGGAGGGUGGGAGGGCGGCGUGCAGGAGGGCGGAGGGCGGGAGGUGGGGGGAAGGAGGAUACAGCUGCUCAAGUUUCCUCAUUUAUCUUAGUGACUCCUUUAUACCUCUCUUUUCAUAUCUACCCUCUCUUUCUCUCCCCUUCCCAUAGCGGACUGUGGUGGAACUUUGGUGCUGGUUAGUCAGGAUGGUAUCCAGCACCCCCUCUCCACUUCCCCCCCGGCGGCCACCUCCUGGCCUUCCUGUCCUGCCUGGAGACAGGCCUGCUGCCCCACGGUCAGCUGGAGCCUCCACUCUGGAGCCAGAGAGGCA